CCCUAGGUGGCGAUAGAACAGACUCCAGAAAGGUGUCGAAACAGCGCGUCAUCAACGUUGGGGAAGUAUGUGUUGUCAUGGGUUUGUCUGACUGGUCUGACACUUUGUCUGACUGUCAAGUGACAAGCAUAGGGACUUCUGAUGUUUACUCCCAAGAGUGCAUUUAAUCGUCGUAGUCGAACGAGUGAAUUCAUUGCUAUGUUUUUCAAACGAGAGCCAUGGUAAUCAUCAACUCCCUGCUCAAGCUCCUGCAGAGACAGACGUACACAUGUCUGUCCCACCGCUAUGGACUGUACAUCUGCUUCGGUGGGCUUGUUCUCAUGAUUGUUUCCGCCUUCCAGUUCGGAGAGGUGUUGGUGGAAUGGAGUCGGGAUCAAUACCAUGUGUUGUUUGACUCCUAUCGAGAUAACAUUGGAGGGAAAUCUUACCAAAGCAGGCUAUGCCUACCAAUGCCAAUCGAUGUGGUUUACACGUGGGUGAAUGGCACCGAUAUAGCACUUCUGAAGCAGCUGAAAACAGUCAGGGAACAGUUGGAGAAGGAGCAGCGAGCUAUCAGGGAACGUUUGGGGAAAAAUGCAAGUGUAACAACGGAGGUGCCAAAUAACCGUGCCAAACAAGAAUGCCUGCUCACACACUGCAUCGUAGCGCCCAUGCUGGCCCUCGACCCGGCCCUGCCCGCCAACGUCACGGUGAAGGACCUGCCGUCGCUCCUGUCGCCCUCCUUCUCCACGGCCAAGGAGCUCAUGCUGGUCACCCAGCCCUUCCCACCGUCCACCACUGUCUCCGUGCUCAUCUUCCACUCCCAGGCUGAAGCGGAUAAAGCCUAUAAAGACACAUCUGGCGAAGACCUGAAGCACUCCAUAUCCAGAUGUUACCUUACAGCAGACCGCGAGGCCCCCGGGCUGGUCAGCAUGCAGAGCCUGGCCUACCUGAGUGGCUUCCCCUCCACCUUUAAGGACACGGAGCAGCUCCGGGCCAAGCUGCCCUCCGUCAUCACCAGCAAAAUCAAAGAAUUUGAGCUGUACUCCGAGGCCAGCAUCGCCCUGCUCCACCUCAACGGGCCCCAGGACUUCAGUGACCUGAGCCAGCAGGCCCGCAAGAACCUGACCCUGGACGGGAAGGAGCUCACCAUCGGGCCCGCCUACCUGUUCUGGGACCUCACCGCCAUCUCUCAGUCCAAACGGGACGAGGACGUGUCGGCAAGCCGGUUUGAGGACAACGAGGAGCUCCGCUAUUCGCUGCGCUCGGUGGAGAAACACGCCCCCUGGGUGCGUCACAUCUUUGUGGUGACCAAUGGGCAGAUCCCAUCGUGGCUCAACCUGGACAACUCCAGGAUCACUGUGGUCGCUCACCAGGACAUCUUCCAGAACCAGAGCCACCUGCCCACCUUCAGCUCCCCGGCCAUCGAGACCCACAUCCACCGCAUCCCCGGCCUCUCCCAGAAGUUCAUCUACCUCAACGACGACGUCAUGUUCGGCAAGGACGUGUGGCCGGACGACUUCUACAGCCACUCCAAAGGACAGAAGGUCUACCUCACCUGGCCCGUGCCCAACUGUGCCGAGGGCUGUCCUGGGUCCUGGAUCAAAGACGGCUACUGCGACAAGGCCUGCAACAACUCGGCCUGCGACUGGGACGGGGGAGACUGCCUGGGUACCGGGGGCAACAGCCGGUUCGCGGGCGUGGCCGGGCUGGGCGCGGCGGGCGGGGCCGGGGCUCAGCCCUGGCAGUUUGCCGGCGGCCUGGGCGCCGUGUCCUACUGCAACCAGGGCUGCGCCAACUCCUGGCUGGCGGACAAGUUCUGCGACCAGGCCUGCAACGUGCUCGCCUGCGGCUUCGACGUGGGGGACUGCGGCAAAGACCGCUUCGACCAGAUGCACCGGGUGGCCCUGCGGCGCAACCAGAGCCUCUACACCGUGCCGCGCGGCGAGCUGCGGCCCUACCUCAGCUUCGAGGGCGUGGCACGGCGCGUGUCCGAGGCCACGGUGGGCGAGCACGCCGUGGUGCGCCACACCUCGGUGGCCAACAAGUGGAAGACGCUGCACCUGCUGCUGCUGCCCGGCCACAACGCCACGCGCGUCCACUACAACCUCACCUGCCAGGGCGGCGACGACGACGCCCCCUUCACCCUGCGCUUCAGCGUCGCCGUGGACACCCGGGAGCUGCCGCCGCCCCCGCCGAAGUCCAACGCCUCCCAGCCCCUGGUGGAGGGGGGAGGCGGGGGAGGGGGGCCGGCGGUGGACGGAGGCGAGGACCCCAAACCCACGGCCGACCCGGAGACGCCGUUGCCCUUCCCGGACGUCCCGGAGGACCGGAGGGGUCCUCGCGUGCGGACGGCGGCCCCCGGGGAGACGCGGGCGGCCGUGGAGGUGCCCGACGUGGACGGGGCGGCUCUGCCCGAGGGGGUCCGCGGGGAGCUGAGGCGGCUGGAGGAGAAGCUGCAGGGGGGGGACAUCACGCUGAAGGGGUAUAAUCUGACCAAGGCCGCCCUGCUGGGGCCCUACCACGCCCAGGGGGAUGGGGGGGCAAGGGGGGGCAACGCCUCGAAGGUACCGGAGGAAUCGACCAGGGGUGCCGUCGGGGACCAGCCCGUCGGGGACCAGCCCGUCGGGGACCAGCCCGUCGGGGACGCUGAGAGGGUCCCGCCGUCGCCGGCCAGACUGCGGGUGGAGAAGGGGGACUCGCCGGGGAGGCCCCAGUCCACCUCCAAGCUGCUGGGCACGUUGGUGGGGGCCCUGCCCAAAGCCAAGGCCCCGGAGCCCCGCCCGGAGGAGGCCGGAGGCGCAGGCUCAGAAAGGGCCCCCGCGGGCAGGAAGCUCCAGCAGUACAACGCCCCCGCGGACCCCGGCUUCCUGCCCUGGGAGAGGAGCAAGAGCUUCAGCGUGCUCCUCCAGGAGGGGGAGCGGUUGCGGCGGGAGCUGGCGUACCGGGCGGACGGCGGCGCCGCGGGCCGCCGGCUCCAGGACACGUUCGCCGACUCGCUGCGCCACGUCAACCGGCUGCUCAACGGGCAGUUCGGCUUCACCUCCCGCAAGGUCCCCGCCCACAUGCCCCACAUGAUCGACCGGCUCGUCAUGCAGGAGCUGCAGGACACGUUCCCGCUGGACUUCGACCGGACGUCGGAGCACCGCGUGCGCCACUCGGAGGACAUGCAGUUCGCCUUCUCCUACUUCUACUUCCUGAUGAGCGCGCUGCGGCAGCUGGACGUGGCGCGCGUCUUCCAGGAGAUCGACACGGACCGCUCCGGCGUGCUGUCGGACCGCGAGAUCCGGACCCUCGCCACACGGGUCCACGAGCUGCCCCUCAGCCUGCAGGAUCUGACCAGCCUGGAGCAGAUGUUGAUCAACUGCUCCAAGACACUACCCAGCAACCUGACCCAGCUGGACGCUGUCAGCCCCUCCCAGGAGUCCUACUACGACCCCAGCAUGCCCCCCGUGACCAAAGGCCUCGUGCUGCACUGUAAGCCCAUCACAGAGCUCAUUCACAAGGCCUUCAAGGACCAGAACAAAUACAAGUUUGAGAUCAUGGGGGAGGAGGAGAUCGCCUUCAAGAUGGUGCGCACCAACGUGUCCCACGUGGUGGGGCAGCUGGACGACAUCAGGAAGAACCCCAGGAAGUUCAUCUGUCUGAACGACAACAUCGACCACGGCCACAAGGACGCGUCCACUGUGAAGGCGGUACUCCGGGACUUCUACGAGUCCAUGUUCCCCCUGGCGUCGCAGUUCGAGCUGCCCAGGGAGUUCCGCAACAGGUUCCUGCACAUGGACGAGCUCCAGGAAUGGCGUGUUUACCGGGACAAGCUGAAAUUCUGGACCCACUGUGUGCUGGUGACCCUUGUCGUGUUCACCGUCCUGUCCUUCUUCGCCGAGCAGUUGAUCCAGCUGAAGCGCAGGCUGUUUCCCAGACGCCGGGUCAGCCAGGAGAACAACUCUGAGCGGGUGUGAACGAAAGGAAGGUCCUUGCCCUUAGCUUCCCUCCGUGCUUGGCUGUCACCACUACACCUUCUCCCGGACUCCCUGCAAAGCCUUGCCCGCCCUCCCUCCCUCCCUCACCCCUCCAUGAGGUGAGAAACAUGGGUGAAUGAGCGUGAGGUAAGCGGUGUGUGACCAACGCGAGGAGAAAACAAGCAAAGAAGAACCACCACGACGUCGCUACGUCUCGUCCCGUUAUAUGUCAUCCCCCGACGGCGCUUGAACAAACGAAACAUGUCCGGAGAUGACGGUUGAGUUGAACACUUUAACGCUGCCGUCACCGCAGUCCCUCCAACUGUUGUGGAGCCAGCGUCCCCCGUCUCUAUCCCCCCCCCCCCACACGCUAACGCACAAACACACGUACACUCAAACUCGCGCCAAACACACGCACACAUACACACACAAACGGACACACAGACGCACACACUGCCCCGAUGGUGUCACCAAUGUCAACCCCACUCUCUGGUCCUCCAUCCUCCCUCGGCGUGUGAGUGAUGACCUGCUGAGGUGUGAGACACCAGAGCCGACCAACGGGUCAGCUGGGAGGUCCUGUGAAGUGGACCCAAGUUUACAGUCUUAACCGCUAGCCUUGUGACAGACAUUUCCUAGCCUGGACCUGAUGAGAUAAUAAUUAUAAUAAUAACGACGAUGAUGAUAACGACGACGAUAGUACUAGCGAAUACAAUAGGGUUCCUACUGAUUUCGUAGGUGUCCCGAAUUAAUGGGAGUCAUGACGAUGGAAACAAUUGCCACGCUUCUUUGUUUGUCUUGUUUACCUGCUGUUGAGAAUCAAAAGAAUCGACAAACUAAAACUUGAAGUGCCUUUCCUGACAGGUGUGUAGAAUACUUAAAUCGUUCCCACAAUGCAUCUGCUGCUUGUCGGUUGAUCCGUCGUUUCGCGCCGUCUUUCAGAAUACGUAGACGUCCUCUUUGAUACGUGGUCCCGUCCCCAACGCGGUCACCCCAGGGGGACCCGCCUGACCGAGGCUUCUGAUUGGUUGUUUUGUGUUGAAUGAAGAAGUGUGAGUGUUAAGCCCCAUGUGAUUGGACAACCGCCGGUAUGUGUCCCUGUGGGACCCAAUAGGCUCUGCUUGUGUCUGAAAUUCAGACCCUUCCCUGACACUCCUCCACCAAUCCACCUCUUUGCAUGCUUUCUAGAUGUGUUUUUUUUAUUUGAUUCAUACCGUUAAUUAAUUUAAAGGGUAGGAAUCCCCCUCUCCAUCACUUUUAUUUUUCUACUCUAACCAUUUCAGGUUGGGUCUCGCAUAGUGUUGUUGAAAAGGUUUAAAAAAAAAAAAACUGCCAAGUGUUUUCGGUAAAAAAAUUGAGCGAGUAAUGUACGUUCUGAUGUUUUACUGCGGCCCUUCGAAACAAGCUGCAUACAUCUUUUGUAAUACCUUCACCCAUGUUUUCUUCUUCCUCUGACAACCUUGUUUGUCUCCUGUGCUCAAGGAAGUACUCCACACUGGGUUUUCCUGCCCUUUUUUUAACAAUCGUCUUUAAAUCUAUGUGAAAAUUGCGUCAACUUAAAUGCCAUGGGCAGCAGGUUGAGUGUUUAUCUGCAGCCCUGACGAUCGACUCCAUCCUUAGGAUACGACAGAAGUUUGUUUUACAUGUUGACUCCUAAUACAACCGACUACCCCAUAGGAUCUGAAAUGUUUUCCGCUGCGUGAUAACCCUAGUUUACACGCAUGCACACUGAGUAACAUAUUUAUAAACCGGCAGAUUUCGUUCGUUGGAUGUGUGCCCGAGUCUCCAUGACUGCAAUAAAAUGAUUUUGGUUCACUUUGUGUUCUUGGGUUUGUUGUGGUUGAAUCAAAAGACGGCACAUCGUGAUUGAAAAGGAUUUCUUUAUUACAAUGUUUUCUCACACUUAUUAGAAAGGCUUUCCCCUUGGAUGUUAGACGGCUCAACAGAAGAGACGAGGCGUACCUUUCAAUGCAUAGUUCCACAGUCCAUCAGGGCUAAUAAAAAUAAUAAUCUUUGAUAAGACGAUGUGAAUCAUCAAACUUUUAGAGAGGAACUAUAUGGACUUUUCCUGAAGGAAUAAAAUCAGAACGGGAGAGGGAUGGAUCAGCGUCUAAACCGUAGCAAAAAUCCCUUUUUGAAUCCUAGUGGACCUGAAAUCACAACCAAUUUAAUCCCAAAUCAAGACUAUGACAUCCCUCCCCAUUUACACCAUCAUCCAUCGAUUAUUAUAAAAAUGUUAACGAUCAAAUAAUAGUUGUUUUUUUAAGUACCAAAUGCUGUACAUUUAACCUAUACAAGGUACACAUUUGUACAAGGGAGCGGAUAUAAGUCGUGGUGUGAGGAGAAAACGAGAACAUUAGCACUGUGUGUGUUUUUGUAAAUAGUGUUGGUUGCAUCUUGCAUAAUAC
This is a messenger RNA of Gadus chalcogrammus (walleye pollock), 6346 nucleotides long. It is a transcript of the gene gnptab, whose product is annotated as N-acetylglucosamine-1-phosphate transferase subunits alpha and beta. The record is from RefSeq and is a predicted model, not a curated record. Gene Ontology annotation, molecular function: UDP-N-acetylglucosamine-lysosomal-enzyme N-acetylglucosaminephosphotransferase activity; calcium ion binding. Gene Ontology annotation, biological process: N-glycan processing to lysosome; carbohydrate phosphorylation. Gene Ontology annotation, cellular component: Golgi apparatus. The transcript is spliced from 21 exons. Lineage: Eukaryota; Metazoa; Chordata; Actinopteri; Gadiformes; Gadidae. The coding region runs from base 219 to 3941 and encodes 1240 amino acids.